This is a messenger RNA of Cryptococcus wingfieldii CBS 7118, 849 nucleotides long. RefSeq lists its product as hypothetical. Lineage: Eukaryota; Fungi; Basidiomycota; Tremellomycetes; Tremellales; Cryptococcaceae. Bases 1 to 849 code for a protein of 282 amino acids. The record is from RefSeq and is a predicted model, not a curated record. The transcript has 5 exons.
AUGGCGUGGUCUUUAGACAUCGCCCGCCAAGAUCAAGACGCCUACGAGAAGUGGAUCCAAGUUGAGUACGACAGGAUCAACGCUGGCCCAUUGUCUCCUGAGGAAGCGAACGAAGCGAGAAACGAAGCCAAGAAAGAGAUCGAUGCCCACCGGGCAGGCUCAGUCUGGGCCCUGGACAUCGCCGAUCAGGACAGUCGGGCGUACGACCGCUGGUUAGCUGCCCAAUACAGGAUGAUUGACUCUCGCUCGUUGCCUCCAGGAGAAGCCGUCGCAGCGCGGACUGAAGCCAAAAGACUGCUCGAUGUCCACCGGGCAACAUCAGUCUGGGCCACGGCAAUCAAUCCUCUAUUCCUCUUUGUCCUAUCUAUUGUUGUCUAUCUCGUCGGAGAAGAGGCUGGCCGCACGGAAAGACACUGGGCUUCACUGUCACCGGCGUGGCAGUCAGCGUUCAGCCAACACGAAGUGCAGCUGGACAUUUCGCAAAGAUGGAACGACCCGAACGCAGAUCAAGCGUUGAAAGUCGUUUCGAGCGACGGGAUGAUCUUAUACAUUCCCGCUUACAUGUUUCAGAGUCAGAGUGUUGUCCUCCGCGAGAUGAUCAAAGAGAUCGGCCUCCCCACCACCAACGACUCUACACCCACUUCCGCCGACCCCUCAAAAACCCUCUCCUUCACCGACAACACUCUCGAGUCUUCUUCCGUCCUACACUUUGCUGUGGUAUCCCGGCGUGAACUUGUAGUGGUAGAAAUAGGCGAAGAAGGGAAUCAGGCGCGCGAGAGUUUCUCUCAUAGGUUUUCAUGUUCUCGUGUACAUAGUCCUUCUUCUUCAUAUGCAAACUACUUUGGAUAG